GAAGAGGAAUCAAAAGAAGGAUGGGAAAACAAUAAACGAAAAAAAGAUAAAAAUCAGCAAGAGGCUACAAGGAAAGACAACAAUAGGAAGGAAAUAGCAAUAGGAAGACAACAAGGAGAAGUAGAAAAGAAAAAGAACGAAACAAAAGACUGA
Racocetra fulgida is the source of this 153-nucleotide messenger RNA. The record is from the annotation of a GenBank genome assembly. Lineage: Eukaryota; Fungi; Glomeromycota; Glomeromycetes; Diversisporales; Gigasporaceae.